This is a messenger RNA of Bombus huntii, 1194 nucleotides long. RefSeq names its product meiosis-specific nuclear structural protein 1-like. Bases 1 to 1194 code for a protein of 397 amino acids. The transcript has a single exon. The record is from RefSeq and is a predicted model, not a curated record. NCBI's taxonomy places the organism in Eukaryota, Metazoa, Arthropoda, Insecta, Hymenoptera, Apidae. Gene Ontology annotation, biological process: cilium organization. Gene Ontology annotation, cellular component: motile cilium.
AUGGAGAAGGGAUCAAAGAAAGAAGAGACGCAACAAGAUACGACGAAAGUAAGAGAUUAUAUCGCGAAGCUACGACGAAGUAGUCGCAAUCGAGAAUCGUAUGACGAGAUCGCAGAACUCGAAGCUGAGCUGCGAAGGGCGUACAUUACGAAGGAGCUGCAAGCGCAAAUCCUAGAAAGGGAGACCGAGCGUUACAUCGAGAAUGUACGGAAACAACAAGCCGCAGAACUGAUGCGAUUGGAACAGCAGGCGGUCCUCGAGGAUGAUCUUCGCCAAAGAUCCGAGAGCCUCGAGAAGUCGGAAGAUUACAGGAAAGAACUGACUAUUCAGAUGAAACGGAAAGAAGAAGAGAAGAGUUUGAUGAUGGAGGAAGCUCGCCACGAGAGAGAAGUCUUAACAGAAAUGGAUAGAAUAAGAGAACAGCACGAAGAACUUAAAACGCUUGAGAGAAAAAACCAACUGGCUGAGACUUUAAGGCGAGAACGUUUAAUUUUUCAGGAAAUUAGGCAGAUUCGCGAGGAAGAGGAGAGGGCAGCUGAGGCGGACAAACUUUACAAGGACGAAAAAUAUUUAAAGGAAAUCGAUGAAAGGAUUAAAAGAGUGAGAAACCUUUACGAAGAACAAUUAAAAAGAAGGGAACGAACAACGAGUAAGAUUGCCAACAUACUGAUAAAUGCAGAAACUAGAAAAAAAGAGAGAGAUAUUUUGAUAGACGAAUUGAUAGCCGAGGAUGUAAAGUAUGAGUCGUUGCUGAAAGAGGAAAUGGAAAAUAUUCAAAGAAAGAGGAUGAGAGAGGAAUUGGCGGUUAAUUUGAAAGAACAAAUUGUUUUCACAGAACAGUGUAAGUUACGAUUUGUUGAGCAAGAUAGAAUGUUCGCAGAAGAAAUUAUGAGAAAAAUUGUAGAGGAUGAGAAAACUGCCAGACUGACUGCUGCGGCUAGACGUAGAAUGCAGCUACAGUAUCGAGAGGAUUUGGCUCGAUUGAUCGAAACCCGACGUAAGAUUCGAGAAGAAGAGAUUUUCAAUACGCAGGAAACUGCUAAAGAAGAAAAGAGGCGCGAAAAAGCCAAUCUAGAACGUAUUAAAGAAGAUAGAAAACGAUUGUUGGAAAAGCACGCGUCGAAUGUUGGUGACUUUAUUAAUAAAAGCGCUCUUUCUGAAGAGGAGCAAAAGAUUAUCGAACAAUUCGCAUAA